GGGAACUUGCAAGAAACAACUUAAUUAAAACAGAACAAUAAUCUUCCGUUUAUUAAAUAUCUAUCUUUAUAGUUACAUUGCCAUCAAGUACACGAAAAUGGGAAGCCAUAGCUACAUGAAGGUUUGGAUCGUUUGCCUAAUAGCAUUAAUUGGAGCAACACAUGCUGAAUUGGAACUUGGUUUCUAUUCCAAAAGUUGCCCAAAUGCAGAGAAAAUAAUUUCGGACUAUGUUAAUGAGCAUAUCCAUAAGGUUCCAUCACUUGCAGCACCACUCUUAAGAGUUCACUUCCAUGAUUGUUUUGUAAGGGGGUGUGAUGGAUCAGUGCUUGUGGCGUCAACAAAGAACAAUCAAGCUGAAAAGGAAGCACCUCCAAACCUUACUCUAAGAGGGUUUGAUUUCAUUGAAGACUUAAAGAGCGUUCUUGAAGCUGAAUGCCCUGGAGUUGUCUCUUGUGCUGAUAUUGUUGCUUUAACUGCCAGAGACUCUAUUAGUGCUAUUGGGGGACCUUAUUGGAAUGUUCCAACAGGAAGAAGGGAUGGGCUGAUCUCUACUGGAGCCUUGACCUUACAAUUCCUUCCAGCUCCAUUUCACAACCUCACCACACUCAUUGCACGCUUUCGCCAAGUUGGACUCGAUAUCAAAGAUCUUGUCGUGCUCUCUGGUGCUCACACCAUUGGCAUUGGGCACUGCUCAACAAUCGCAACACGACUUUACAACUUCACCGGAAACGGCGACGCUGACCCAACGUUAGACCCCAACUACGUUCAAAAUCUCAAGACUACAAAGUGCAAGAGCAUCGCAGACCAAACAACUUUGGUUGAAAUGGACCCUGGAAGCCGCAACUCCUUUGAUCUCGGCUAUUAUAAGCAGGUUCUAAAGAGAAGGGGUUUGUUCCAAUCUGAUUCUGCUUUGUUGGAUAGCGUUGCCACCAGGGACAUUAUCAACCAUGAGCUUACUUCUACUGACACCUUCUUUAGGGACUUUGCUCUUUCAAUGGAGAAGAUGGGAAGGAUUGGUGUCCUUACUGGGACACAAGGAGAGAUCAGAAAGAUAUGUUCAAGAAUCAAUUAAAAAAAAAAUUAACUAUUACAAGUUUCAUAUGUCUAAAAAAAUAAACGUUAAUGGUUAUAAGUGACAAAUACCUUACAUUUUAUUUAGAGAAUAUAUUUUUUAGAGAUAUGAGACUUGUAAUAUAAAAAAAAUUAUCUUAUCAUAAUUUAUACAUUUCACUGUCUAUCAAAGUUUGAUAAACCGUGAAAGAAUGGUUUAUUUUUGUUGCAAACAUUGUGUUGCAACAAGUGCAACAGAAUAAUUAUUGGUAAAACAUGCUUGAAUUGUAUGGUAUUCUUUCCUCUUCAAUACUGUUUCUUUCUUUUUUUGGGGUUUGGUUAUCUAUUCUAAGGCAUCUAUGCAAGUGGUAUCAUCAAAUAUAUAGUAUAAGAUAUAUACUAUACGGUUUGGGAUGUGUGUAUA
This is a messenger RNA of Arachis stenosperma, 1474 nucleotides long. RefSeq names its product peroxidase 39-like. Gene Ontology annotation, biological process: hydrogen peroxide catabolic process; response to oxidative stress. The transcript is spliced from 4 exons. Gene Ontology annotation, molecular function: heme binding; peroxidase activity. Gene Ontology annotation, cellular component: plasmodesma; plant-type cell wall. The record is from RefSeq and is a predicted model, not a curated record. Lineage: Eukaryota; Viridiplantae; Streptophyta; Magnoliopsida; Fabales; Fabaceae. The coding region runs from base 98 to 1072 and encodes 324 amino acids.